GGCCAGGGCGGGGAUUGCUUGCCUGGGUUGCGGAAGUGGUAGCCGCUGACCGAGCCUGCUGCCUUCUCGCUACUGCUUCGACUUCCCAGUUCCCCCCCGGACGGAGAGGGCGGCCCGGUUGUGGAUGGUCAGAUAGCCCCCAUCUCCCGCCGCCAAUCCCCGGCCCUAACCAGCACGGAGCAGACGCCGGCAGUGGCAGCAGCAGGCGAGGAGGAAGAUGGCGGGACGGCUGCCGGCCUGUGUGGUGGACUGUGGCACCGGGUAUACAAAACUAGGAUAUGCUGGAAAUACAGAACCACAGUUUAUCAUCCCUUCCUGUAUUGCUAUUAAGGAGUCAGCAAAAGUGGGUGAUCAAGCUCAGAGGAGGGUGAUGAAAGGUGUUGAUGACCUAGACUUCUUCAUUGGUGAUGAAGCAAUAGAAAAGCCUACAUAUGCAACAAAGUGGCCAAUCCGCCAUGGAAUAGUUGAAGAUUGGGACUUGAUGGAAAGAUUUAUGGAGCAAGUGAUCUUUAAAUACUUAAGGGCAGAACCUGAAGACCAUUAUUUUCUUUUGACUGAACCUCCACUGAAUACUCCAGAAAACAGAGAAUAUACCGCUGAAAUAAUGUUUGAGUCCUUCAAUGUUCCAGGCUUGUACAUUGCUGUGCAGGCUGUUCUUGCCUUAGCUGCAUCCUGGACCUCCAGACAAGUAGGAGAACGGACAUUGACUGGUACUGUAAUAGACAGUGGAGAUGGUGUCACUCAUGUCAUUCCUGUGGCUGAAGGGUAUGUGAUUGGCAGCUGUAUUAAGCACAUUCCAAUUGCAGGACGAGAUAUAACGUAUUUUAUUCAGCAACUGCUGAGAGACCGAGAAGUAGGAAUCCCGCCAGAGCAAUCCUUGGAAACAGCUAAGGCAGUAAAGGAGCGUUAUAGUUAUGUCUGCCCAGAUUUAGUAAAAGAAUUUAACAAGUAUGACACAGAUGGGUCAAAGUGGAUUAAGCAGUAUACUGGAAUCAAUGCUAUCUCAAAGAAAGAAUUUUCCAUUGAUGUUGGUUACGAGAGAUUCUUGGGACCUGAAAUCUUUUUUCACCCAGAGUUUGCUAAUCCAGAUUUCACACAACCUAUCUCAGAAGUAGUAGAUGAGGUAAUUCAGAAUUGUCCUAUUGAUGUCAGGCGUCCUCUCUACAAGAACAUUGUCCUCUCUGGAGGUUCAACCAUGUUCAGGGACUUUGGACGUCGCUUGCAAAGAGAUUUGAAAAGGACCGUGGAUGCCAGGCUGAAAUUAAGUGAGGAAUUGAGUGGCGGUAGAUUGAAGCCAAAGCCUAUUGACGUACAAGUGAUUACACACCACAUGCAGCGAUAUGCAGUCUGGUUUGGGGGAUCGAUGCUGGCCUCUACACCUGAGUUCUACCAAGUAUGCCACACCAAAAAGGAUUAUGAAGAAAUUGGACCUAGCAUUUGUCGUCACAAUCCAGUGUUUGGAGUCAUGUCGUAAAAUUGACUUCUAGUUCCCGGGGCUAGGGCGGUGGGGAAGAGAUCUUUCUGAUUACCUGUUUUGUCUGGAUGGCUGGUUUUGAAGUUUAAAGCCUGACUUGACAAUAAUAAGACCAAACAUAAUUAUACAGGAAUAUUUUAAUAAGUAUAUCACCAUGCGAAUGUUGAGGAAAGCUAAAAUAAAUAAGUGUUUUUCUUUAGAUUGAAUAUUUGAAUCUUAUGUGUAACAAAAAGAAGUGGGUUUUAGUUCUUUCUGUGCCCUGAUAUUUUGUAUAUUAUUGAAUUAUCCAAGAUUUGAUGGGAUUUAUCGGUAUGUAGAUAGCUCUAUAGUGCUUGAAUUGUACACAUCUAAGUGUGCAGUGCAAGAGCUUGUUUAUAUUUCAUACUUUUUAUACUUUGAGGAAAAAGUCAAAGAAAAACUGUAGUAUUUGAGGAAAAAAAGUGACCAAGUAACAAGAUAAAUUCUAAAAAUAGCCUCAUGCGACUUGACAUACACACUCAUGGGAUUCCAGUUAUUAGGAAUUGCUUCCACCCCUUUCCACCCUGUCAAUGGUUUUCUUUGCAAGUGCUUUUGGAACUAAGAAGCUAGUAUUUUGGAUUAACUGAUGCCUGCUAGUGCUUUCUGAUUACUCGCAUUCUGUUUCUUGCUUUAAUAGAAAAGUAAAGACAAGACUGUUGGACCAGUAUUGCAAUCCUGUAGUGUCAUUUCUUAUUAAAAAACCAAUAAUUUGAUGAUGAAAAUUGGUGUAUUUAAAGCCUAACACCAUUCUAAUAAAGGCACACACUUCUUUUUACUACUUGUUUCAAGCUCUUUAAUCUGUUUACAAGUUAACCAAUCUAUUUUCUUCAGACCUCUACAAUAGUUCUUUAAAAUCAUAAGAGUUGGUUAGCAAACUGACUUUUAUAUGUGAUCUAUACAAAUAAUUGUGAACUUUUAAUAUGUUGAGUGCUUUCAUUUUGAUAACUGGAUCUCCAUUGGAUAUUUUCAUUUGUAUAAGUCAUUUGCAGUUUGAAAAUUUUUUUUAGUGCCAGUCCCUGACAUAUCAUGGAAAGUUAAUUUUCUUUACAUUUAAAAAUAUCUGGAUCAUGAAGAAAAAGUGAUGGAAAUAAAUUAAAACUGAAUUAC
Molecule: messenger RNA, 2599 nt
Organism: Choloepus didactylus (southern two-toed sloth)
Lineage: Eukaryota; Metazoa; Chordata; Mammalia; Pilosa; Megalonychidae
Gene: ACTR3
Product: actin related protein 3
Exons: 12
Coding region: 218-1474 (418 amino acids)
Biological process (GO): Arp2/3 complex-mediated actin nucleation
Cellular component (GO): actin cortical patch; Arp2/3 protein complex
Molecular function (GO): actin filament binding
Source: RefSeq, a predicted model, not a curated record